Mauremys mutica (yellowpond turtle) is the source of this 2225-nucleotide messenger RNA. RefSeq names its product potassium channel tetramerization domain containing 17 (gene KCTD17). Gene Ontology annotation, molecular function: cullin family protein binding. The record is from RefSeq and is a predicted model, not a curated record. The transcript has 7 exons. Gene Ontology annotation, biological process: proteasome-mediated ubiquitin-dependent protein catabolic process; protein homooligomerization. The coding region runs from base 38 to 754 and encodes 238 amino acids. NCBI's taxonomy places the organism in Eukaryota, Metazoa, Chordata, Testudines, Geoemydidae. Gene Ontology annotation, cellular component: cytoplasm; Cul3-RING ubiquitin ligase complex.
UCUCCAGCUUGGGAGGGACGGAGAGGGAGAGGGAGAGAUGAGGAUGGAAGGAGGGGAGGAAACGCAGGCUCCAGAGAGGGUGUCUUUGAGCUGGGAGAGCCACCCGCCGCAGCCCGCAAACAGCAGCCGGGCUAAGUGGGUCCGGCUGAACGUCGGGGGCACGGUUUUCCUCACCACCAGGCAGACCUUGUGCCGGGAGCAGAAAUCGUUCCUCUGCCGCUUGUGCCAGGGGGAGGAGCUGCAGUCAGACCGGGAUGAGACUGGUGCAUACCUUAUAGACCGGGACCCCACAUAUUUUGGACCCAUCCUGAAUUUCCUCCGUCAUGGCAAGCUGGUAUUGAAUAAAGACAUGGCUGAGGAGGGGGUUCUAGAAGAAGCUGAAUUCUAUAACAUCGGCCCUUUAAUCCGAAUAAUCAAGGACAGACUGGAGGAGAAGAACUACACCGUAACACAGGUGCCUCCGAAGCAUGUGUACCGGGUGCUGCAGUGCCAGGAAGAAGAGCUCACUCAGAUGGUUUCCACUAUGUCAGAUGGAUGGCGCUUUGAGCAGCUGGUGAAUAUCGGGUCAUCCUACAACUAUGGGAAUGAGGACCAGACAGAGUUUCUGUGCGUAGUCUCCAAAGAGCUGUACAACUCACCCAAUGGCCUGAGCUCUGAGCCUAGCCGCAAAGCCAAGAGCACAGAGGAGGAUCCAGAGAAGGAAGAGCAGGAGGAGGAGGAGGAGGCAGAGGAGAAAGGUGCAUCAAAUCCCUGAGGAAAAUAAUAAUAAAAACCCAACCAUAAAGCCGUCUGUUCCCGUCUGUUUAUGGCAGCCCUCUGGGGGAAAGCGUCGCAGCGACUCCACUCCUCACCCUCAACUUGUUGCCUUUGUUUUUAAAGUUCUGUUUUGGAAUAUCGUUUCUGAAGCUCACACCCGCAUCCCCCCUGAGAAAGGCAGAUACCCCCGCCUGUGUGUCUGACUUGCUGCAGAGGAUGUAAUCCACACCCUGCAUUCUCCCCAGGCCCACAGAAUUCCCCUUCUUUAGGGUCACAGUCAGUGCUUAAUUUGUGCCAGGGCUAGGCUUGGCAGCUCAUAGGCCCGGCACCUCUGGACUUGCCGCAUCAGUUUUGAAAGUAAAUCAUUGCUUGAGCCCCGGCACCUCUUUCAUACAAAUUAAGCACUGGUCACAGUGACCCCUGCUGGAGAGGGCAGAACUCAGCAGCUACACGCUUCCUUCCUACCCCCACCUGCUGACUAGAUUCAGGCCUGUGUGUUUGAUUUACUGUCAGAGCCACUGUUGGGGAGGGCAGUUGAGCUGUGCUUGUCACCAGGGGGAAUCCCUGCCUCUCUCCAGAUAGCCUGUACUUAGCACAAGGAGAAAAGGGGCAGCACUGACCCUUUGCUGGGUAAUAUACACACAGAGGCCCUGCAGUGAGAGGUUUAAUUUCAAUGGGGGAGAAAGAGGCAGGAAUAUAGCAUGGCGUACCUGGCUUCUGAUGUAGCUUCUGACUGUUCUAGGAAGGAGAUGCCUGCCAGUGCUUCUAGGCAUGGGAUGUUUCCGCUGUGUUAUAACUCCUGAAUAAAUGUCACUGUCCUUUACUGGCUGUCUCCUCUCGUUUUUGCCACAGCACUUUGGUGCUCAUGGGAAGGACCCGAGAGCUAGGAUAGAGGCCUUAGAUUAAUUGCACGAGGACAUUAGAAAUCAUCCGCUCAGAGCCAGUCUUCCUUCCCCACUCCUUUGUUCAGGACUGGCAAGUGAGGCAGGAUGUGUGUGUGAAUGGAGUCCCUGUACCCAGCACUCUGUAGGCCAGGAGACUUAUGGUCCCAGUGGAAAUGAUGUUGGGCUAAGGAAGCUGUGUCCAUUGCUCACUCGGCCCAGGAUAAAAUUCAUAAACACACAUGAUACAAAAGUUGUUUGCUGGGUGCAGCUCAGCCUGGAGGCUUGGCCCUGGCCUUUGCUCCUGGUCACCUAUUCUGACCCUAACAUACCUAAGUACUGAUAUUUAUUGCACACAUUGUCUUCCAUUCUUAGGGGCGGAAGGGGAUGUUCUCCUGGUUCCUGGCUAAAGUGACAGAGACAUUCCCACAGUCCCAGGGAGCCUGGCUGGGCUUCCCUUUACUGUCUGUGUCGUUCCCCAAGUGUGUACAGCAGGGCUGAUGGAGGAACUUCUUCCUGUUGCAGUUCACACCACAGUGAUGAGCACUGUAUAAGCACCCGCACAGAUUACAGAUGGUUCAUGCUGUC